CGGCCGCGGCCGGGAACUUCGGGAGCGUGCGAGCGCCGGCGGCCGUUCGGGCGGCAGGUAAGGAAGAUAUUGAGCUGUUAUCCAGUUGUCAUAGUUGAUUGCACUCUACAAAUCUUCAAGAUUCCUACUGGAGUGAAAGUGUCAGUUGUGAUAAUGACAACUGAAGUUGGUUCAGAGACUGAAGUAAAGAAAGAUUCUGAGCAGCUGGGACCAGACAAAGCCAAGGACAAGCCUGAAGAAGCAUCAGAGACUCCAGAAAAUCAAAAGUCCAGGGAAACAUCCUCUGGAGAAGCUCAAGAUUCUUCUGUCCCAGCACCAACUAGCCAAAGUAGUCCAACUAGCCAGAAGAAGGAAAAGUCUUCACCUGAAAGCAAGGGUAUUUCUCGUUUCCUUCCCCCUUGGCUUAAGAAACAGAAAUCAUACACCUUGGCAGAGCCCAAAGAUGAGCCCAAGAAAAAGGCCAGAGGGGAAGAGCAAGUAGUUGAAGAAAGUGAAAGUCAGACACCAGAAGGGGURGCUCAGCCAAGAAAGAGCUUGGAAGAAGCAGCUGAAAACCAGCAGAAUGCUGAAGCAGACAAUAAAGAAAAACACUCCRUCAGUAGUGCUGAAAUACAGCCUCCCAAAGAAGAUGGUAAAGAAACAGAAGUAGAGGAAGUUGCAGAAAAAAAUGAAGCAAAAGAAGAAGAAAAAGAAAAAAGAGAGACAAAAGAAGUGCAGACAGCUGAAAUUAAAACAGAUAACAUUCCUCAGAAGUCUCCAAAGAAAAUCAAAACUCUGCAGUGUAAGGUGAUGCUUCUGGAUGGCACAGAAUACACCUGUGACCUAGAGAAAAGAGCAAAAGGACAAGUGCUGUUUGAUAAAGUAUGUGAACACCUCAAUUUACUGGAAAAGGACUAUUUUGGAUUGUUGUUUUAUGAGAAUUCAGAACAGAAGAACUGGCUAGAUGCUUCAAAGGAAAUUAAGAGACAAAUUCGAAGUUUACCUUGGAUAUUCACCUUUAAUGUGAAGUUUUAUCCUCCUGAUCCAUCACAGUUGACUGAAGACAUCACUAGGUAUUUCUUGUGCCUGCAGCUUCGUCAGGAUAUUGCAUCUGGCCGACUGCCGUGUUCUUUUGUGACUCACGCCCUCCUUGGUUCAUAUACCCUGCAGGCUGAGCUGGGUGAUCAUGACCCAGAGGAGCAUCGCAGUGAUUAUAUCAGUGAAUUCCAAUUUGCACCCAAUCAGACUCAAGAAAUGGAGGAGAAAGUGGCUGAGCUACACAAAACACACAGGGGCUUGACUCCAGCACAGGCGGAUUCCCAGUUCCUAGAAAAUGCUAAGAGACUCUCCAUGUAYGGAGUGGAUUUACAUCAUGCCAAGGAUUCUGAAGGUGUGGAUAUCAUGCUGGGUGUAUGUGCUAAUGGUCUGCUGAUCUACAAAGACAGACUCCGGAUCAACCGCUUCGCUUGGCCAAAAAUUCUGAAGAUUUCCUACAAGAGAAGUAAUUUCUACAUCAAAGUCAGGCCAGCAGAACUGGARCAGUUUGAGAGCACUAUUGGGUUCAAACUGCCAAACCAUCGGGCUGCUAAAAGGUUAUGGAAGGUUUGUGUGGAGCACCAUACUUUCUUCAGACUUGUAUCCCCAGAACAGCCUCCAAAAACGAAGUUUCUGACCUUGGGUUCCAAGUUCCGCUACAGCGGCCGUACGCAGGCUCAGACACGACAGGCCAGCAACCUCAUAGACAGACCAGCUCCGUAYUUCGAACGCACUUCCAGCAAACGUGUUUCCAGAAGCCUUGAUGGAGCUCCCAUGGGUAUUUCAGACCAAAGUCUUCUAAGAGACUUCUCUGCUGCGGGAGGGCAGGCUGCUGGAGAUAAAAUCAUUGAUCUUGAAGCUGCUGGUCAGGCCAAGUUAAAAGAAGGUGGCAGAGAAGAAGAUGAAAGCCCUCUCAAAACUCCGCAGUUAGAAUUGACUCAGGAUGGAAAGAUCAGUUCCUUGAGAGUAGACGGGGAAAAUAUUUAUGUCAGACAUAGCAAUUUAAUGUUGGAGGACCUGGAUAAGACCCAGGACGACUUACUGAAACACCAGGCUAGCAUUAGUGAGCUCAAGCGCAAUUUCAUGGAAUCCACACCCGAACCACGCCCAAAUGAGUGGGAAAAGCGGCGUAUCACACCUCUGUCCCUACAGACACAAGGGAAAAAAGGAGACCACAUUUUCCAAGUGAAAACCCUGCCUGGGAAGGAGAAACAAUGGAUUUCAAUGCCAUGGAUUGCUGGAGCAAAACCAGAGGAAACCAAUAAGAGCCUGGAAGAGGAGAUAACCUCCAUUUUGUUUAGUAAGGAGCGCUUCGGCGCCGSCACCAGCGGGCCCUUCGCCGCCGCCAGCCCGGGGCCAGCAGAGGGCGCUGCGGGGGAGCAGACGGGCGCUGCCGCCGCGCCGCCCCAGACACAUGCUUCCAGAGCAGAAGGGCCUUGUACUGGAGUCAGCGAUGCUGAUAAGAGUUCACAUGAGACUCUGGACAUAGUGGAGGAGAAGAAGCAGGCAGAGUUUGGGAUAGAAGAAACACUAGUCGUAGACGAAACCAACAAAGGGAAAAUGCAAGUUGCCACAGAUGCUGGGGAWACAUGUAAGGUGGAGCACCUGUCAAAAAAGGACUCUUCAUCAUUGCCAUCAGAUAGUAGCAGCAGCAGCAGCAGUAGUAGUGAGAGUGAGGAUGAAGAGGUGGGAGAAUACCAGCCACAUCAUAGGGCAAUUGAGGAAGUCAUCAGGGAAGAACAGGAAGAAGAGGAAGACGUGAGAAGAAAAGAACAUGAAGAACAAACGCAGCAUGUGGAAGCCACACCGGAAAGCAGUAAACUAAAUGCACCAGUUGAGCAUAAACAAGUUACAGCUGAAGAUUUGGCCCAGGAAAAUACAGUUAAUGUAGCUACAGACAAGAAGAAUUUGUCAGAGCAAAUUAAGCAAGAUUUAGGUGAAGAAAAAGAGGAGGAACAGCUCAAACUCAAUGGAGAUGUGUCUCAUGUUGACAUUGAUGUUGCACCACAGUUAAUUUGUUGUUCUGAGCCUCCAGUAGUGAAAACAGAGAUGGUAACCAUUUCAGAUGCCRCACAGAGAACUGAAAUUUCCACUAAAGAAAUUCCAAUUGUUCAAACAGAAACUAAAACUAUCACGUAUGAAUCCUCACAGCUUGAUGGCAAUGCUGUUGGUGAUAGUGGYGUGCUGGUGAGUGCACAGACAAUUACAUCAGAAUCCAUUUCCACCACCACAACUACACACAUCACAAAGAUGGUAAAAGGUGGAGUAUCAGAAACAAGAAUUGAGAAGCGCAUUGUCAUUACUGGAGAUGCAGAUAUUGACCAUGAUGAGGCCCUGGCACAGGCAAUCAAAGAAGCCAAAGAACAGCACCCUGACAUGUCUGUGACGAGAGUGGUGGUGCACAAAGAAACUGAACUUGCUGAGGAAGAUGAAGACUAAAAUMAAAAAUGCCCUCAAGCAAAUACUUCAG
Molecule: messenger RNA, 3484 nt
Organism: Malurus melanocephalus (red-backed fairy wren)
Lineage: Eukaryota; Metazoa; Chordata; Aves; Passeriformes; Maluridae
Gene: EPB41L2
Product: erythrocyte membrane protein band 4.1 like 2
Exons: 23
Coding region: 154-3453 (1099 amino acids)
Biological process (GO): cortical actin cytoskeleton organization
Cellular component (GO): plasma membrane; cytoskeleton
Molecular function (GO): structural molecule activity; actin binding
Source: RefSeq, a predicted model, not a curated record